AUCACUGAACCAAAUAAAAAGAUAGUUGGGAUGGAAACGGUUUAUUUAUACUAAACCGGAUAUGACGAUUUUAAACUUCCGAUCUGGAAUAUAGUUUUACGCAUGCGUCAGAAAUUUUGCCUUUCCUGUCAGAUUCAGCCAUCAUGUCUGAACAAGCUGAUAUCGCCGACCUUAUCGAAAAGAAGAAGAAGCGUACUUUCCGUAAGUACACUUACCGAGGUGUGGACCUUGAUCAACUUCUCGACAUGUCCAGUGAACAGUUGAUGGAGCUGUUUCAUUGUCGAGCCCGACGUCGGUUUACUCGGGGACUCAAGAGAAAGCCCAUGGCCCUUAUCAAGCGUCUUCGUAAGGCAAAGAAAAAGGCCGGACCCCUCGAGAAACCAGAAGUUGUCAAAACUCAUUUAAGAAACAUGAUUAUUGUACCCGAAAUGAUUGGGAGCAUUGUUGGUAUCUACAAUGGCAAAAGUUUUAACCAAGUUGAAAUAAAGCCUGAAAUGAUUGGCCAUUAUUUGGGUGAAUUCAGUAUCACAUACAAACCUGUGAAGCAUGGUCGUCCAGGUAUUGGCGCCACCCAUUCUUCCAGAUUUAUCCCUCUGAAAUAAAUGAAAAUUAUUUACUGUU
Octopus bimaculoides (California two-spot octopus) is the source of this 621-nucleotide messenger RNA. Its product is annotated as small ribosomal subunit protein uS19. Gene Ontology annotation, biological process: translation; ribosomal small subunit assembly. Gene Ontology annotation, cellular component: cytosolic small ribosomal subunit; ribosome. The record is from RefSeq and is a predicted model, not a curated record. NCBI's taxonomy places the organism in Eukaryota, Metazoa, Mollusca, Cephalopoda, Octopoda, Octopodidae. Gene Ontology annotation, molecular function: RNA binding; structural constituent of ribosome.